Molecule: messenger RNA, 984 nt
Organism: Rotaria socialis
Lineage: Eukaryota; Metazoa; Rotifera; Eurotatoria; Philodinida; Philodinidae
Source: the annotation of a GenBank genome assembly
AUGCCGAAAUCUUCACAGAACGCGAAAAAUAAAGUCGAUUCGAAUGGGGAUGAUGCAGUUAAUGACAAGCAUGACGGAUCUGAAGAUCAAGUAGCAAAAGAAGGAAAUAUAGAAAACAAGGCGAUCGAAAAGAAGAGUCAGCCGGUAAUAACUACGGAUGUUAUGCAUGGACAAAAACUUGAACAACCAAGCAAUGAAAAAUUGACUGCACCAGCUACAACAAAGGUGGAAGACACGGAUGUCGACGAUUUGGAGGCCAAAUUAAAAACACUACGGGUGUCAUAUGAAGAUCUGUUUCGAGCUAUUCGUGAUCUUCAUUCAGAGCAAAACUUUAAUGAUGCAGAUUAUAAACUCUUUUGUGAAUUACUAGACGAGAACUCAAAUUUUAAAAGUCAUAUCAACAAGCAUGUUCGCGACAAUAAGGCCAUCGAACCGUAUGAGUUAAAUCUUGAAGACAUUUGCUUACCUGGGACAACCUUUCAAGUAACAACGGAAAAUUAUAGUACAUUAUUUAGCACUGCCGUAUUCAACACUGCUGCUAUAUACGCAUGGGAGCUGCCAAUUACUAAUGCGUUCGUGACGAACUUGUGCAAGGAAUUAGAAAAAAAUGAUGGUGUAAAGGAUUAUCGCUAUUGGCUUCAUUUACAAUUCCAGGACACCCUCCGGGAAUAUGAAGAUUUGCAUGAAUUUCACUUUCUUUACAUCGGAAAAAAUGAUGGUAAGCGUUGCAAGGUUGGUACAAGACUCAAGGAAGAAUAUAACGGAAUAUUUAAUAAUAAGCCCAGCAAGAGUCAAAAUGCGUUAAGUUAUUUUCUGGAGGAUUUGUCACAAAACCGUGGCUAUCCUGCACGCGCGUGCUUGAUUUCCAAGAAAGGUACAUUACCCAUGGAACGUAUGGUUGGAAUGGUACUCAAUAUUAAACCAGGUAUAGAUUUCAAAAAGAAAGCAAAUGCAAUCAAUCGAAAAGGACUUGGUGUUAAAUAA